This is a messenger RNA of Cervus elaphus (red deer), 2686 nucleotides long. RefSeq names its product fibroblast growth factor 12 (gene FGF12). Gene Ontology annotation, biological process: positive regulation of gene expression; positive regulation of cell population proliferation; fibroblast growth factor receptor signaling pathway. Lineage: Eukaryota; Metazoa; Chordata; Mammalia; Artiodactyla; Cervidae. Gene Ontology annotation, cellular component: cytoplasm. The coding region runs from base 822 to 1610 and encodes 262 amino acids. The record is from RefSeq and is a predicted model, not a curated record. Gene Ontology annotation, molecular function: fibroblast growth factor receptor binding; growth factor activity. The transcript is spliced from 6 exons.
AGCGCUGCUGGCGGGGAGUCGCGCUCGCCGCAGCUGGAAACAUCUGCCCCGCCAGGCGCCCCUACCCCGACUCCAGCUAACCGCUCCCACUUCGCGCCUCUCGGAAUUCCAGAACUCGGGCGGCGGGCCCCCGGAGAACCGCAGCCGGGGCGAUGCAUUCGGUAGACCUCACCCAGCCGGGACGGACCUCCUAAUCUCCAGAACUGCGGGCCGCAGGGAGUUAAAUUGCUGCCUUCCUCUCCUCUCUUGCGGUUGGUGGCUUGUUUUCUAAAGGAACGUUUUAUUCACUUUUUAGCAUUUUCUACCGGGGGCACGCUACCCGCCGCGGUCCAGACUCUUGCUUUGUAAACGGGUUUUCUAUGUAUGUGUGUGUAGAUAUACUUUGGACACCUUGCAACGCUUGCGCCUCUCCGACAGGGGCACGGCUUGUUGUUUUGGACAUCCUUCUUCCCUUUCCACUUGGUACUCCGAACGCAGUGUGACCAAAGUCCCCACUGCCCCCUUGGACGCGGAUCGCCUGGGGGUGCAAGUUUGGGAUGCAAGAGUCUAGUUAACAGGAAGGCCUGGGACCGCCCCGCCCCCGCCGCCAGAGGUUGGGGAAGUUUACAUCUGGAUUUUCACACAUUUUGUCGCCACUGCCCAGACUCUUGACUAACCUUGUGGGCGCCGGGUUUUCAGUACUGCAGCCUUCUCAAAUAUUAGCACUGCCUCCCCGCGCCUGCCCUGUCCCUCCAGGCCGCCGAGGUCCUGCCCUCGCCCCGGCGGAGCGUGAUCCCGAGGGCGCAGUGGAGCCCGGGGCCUGGGGCCCGCGCUGAGCAGCUAUGGCUGCAGCGAUAGCCAGCUCCUUGAUCCGGCAGAAGCGACAGGCGAGGGAGUCCAACAGCGACCGGGUGUCGGCCUCCAAGCGCCGUUCCAGCCCCAGCAAAGACGGGCGCUCCCUGUGCGAGAGGCACGUCCUCGGGGUAUUCAGCAAAGUGCGCUUCUGCAGCGGCCGCAAGAGGCCAGUGAGGAGGAGACCAGAACCCCAGCUGAAAGGAAUUGUGACAAGGUUAUUCAGCCAGCAGGGAUAUUUCCUGCAGAUGCACCCAGAUGGUACCAUCGAUGGGACCAAGGACGAAAACAGCGACUACACCCUCUUCAAUCUAAUCCCUGUGGGCCUGCGUGUGGUGGCCAUCCAAGGGGUGAAGGCCAGCCUCUAUGUGGCCAUGAAUGGUGAAGGCUAUCUCUACAGCUCAGAUGUUUUCACUCCAGAAUGCAAAUUUAAGGAAUCUGUGUUUGAAAACUACUAUGUGAUCUAUUCUUCCACACUGUACCGUCAGCAAGAAUCAGGCCGAGCUUGGUUUUUGGGACUCAAUAAGGAAGGUCAGAUUAUGAAGGGGAACAGAGUGAAGAAAACCAAGCCCUCAUCACAUUUUGUACCAAAACCUAUUGAAGAAAAUUUAAUAGCAGCGCCCCCCCGCCCCCACCUCCAUCUUUUGAGUGUGGAAUCUCUGCCAGCCCGUGACAACUUAUUCCCCCAAACCAGUUGUGUAUGUACAGAGAGCCAUCACUACAUGAAAUUGGAGAAAAACAAGGGCGUUCAAGGAAAAGUUCUGGAACACCGACCAUGAAUGGAGGCAAAGUUGUGAAUCAAGAUUCAACAUAGCUGAGAACUCUUCCCUUCGUCCCGCUCUCAUCCCUUCCCUUUCUCCCCCUGUCCUUUACCCAUUUCCUUCCAAUAAAUCCACCCAAGGAGAGGAAAAUAAAAUGGCAACCCAGGACCUAGUGGCUAAGAUUCUGCACUCAAAAUCUUCCUUUGUGUAGGACAAGAAAAUUGAACCAAAGCUUGCCUGUUGCAAUGUGGUAGAAAAUGCACAUGCACAAAGAUUAGCACACCUAAAAGCAGAGGAAAAAAUAAAUCAAGACUCCACAAGCAUUAAAAUAAACUGUUGUUAUUAAUAGAGGACUAAUUGUAAUGAAGACAUAAAUAUAAUAAAGAUGAAAUAAAGUUAUUACCUUAAAGAAAAGGGUUUUGGAGAAUUGAACUUACAAAUCGAUGUAAUAUCCUAAAUGGCUUAAACUAUGGAUAAUGCUGUGAUGUGUGUUUUGAAUUUGUAUUUUCUUUGGGCAUUUGGAAUUGACACAAAUUGCAGUCUGUUUCCAGGAUUUUUACCAUAAUAUUGAACAUGUAUGAAGUACAGAUUCUUCUAGUGCCUAUAAGGUAUAUAGCCAGGGAUCAUUUAACAUCAAGAAAAAUUUUAUUUUAAAAUUUUAUUCCUGAAAUCAAUAUUUAAGACUGUUUUAUGCAAAGGAUAGUCAUAUGUUGAAUUUAGUGCUAUUAGCUGAUUUCAUUCCUUUCCUAACAAGAGUUUCAGAUUCUCCUAGAAGAAUAUCAUAUUUUUUUCAAAAGUAUUAAUUCAGGAGCUCAUUUUUUUUUUCUUUUAGUCACUUAGAAAACAAAUUCCUUGUUUUAAGAUUGAAGUAACUUUUAGGAAAUUCUUUGUUGUUGCCAUGCCUUGGCAGUGAUAUGUAAGUUAUGUGGUUUUACCAUUUGAUCUGAUUUUUUGUUUUUUUACUUUGUGGACACUUUUAAGAGUGUAGGUAAAUGUCUAGCUGUCUUAGAAGAGAGUUUUAUACCAUUUCUUGCAGCAGAAAGGAAAGAAAAGGUGUUUUACAUAAGGAAAUAAAUCUUAAUAAGUUGGUGCAA